Messenger RNA from Megalobrama amblycephala (Wuchang bream), 2178 nucleotides. It is a transcript of the gene neto2b, whose product is annotated as neuropilin (NRP) and tolloid (TLL)-like 2b. The record is from RefSeq and is a predicted model, not a curated record. Gene Ontology annotation, molecular function: protein binding. The transcript is spliced from 10 exons. The coding region runs from base 254 to 1888 and encodes 544 amino acids. Lineage: Eukaryota; Metazoa; Chordata; Actinopteri; Cypriniformes; Xenocyprididae.
UCUCACAUCAGUGUCAAAAUGAAAACACGCUGUUCAGAAGCACAGCGCUCAGGAGUUUCUGCAAACGCCUCGGCGUAUACAGUUUAAUUUUAGUGCUUUCAAAUGGAUUUUUUCAAAUAUAUUCCAGGAUCGAGAUGCUUCUUUAUUCAUUAAAUCUGUUGCAGAACCGUAUUGCGACAGUCGAAUUUCAUGUCGUUGAAAAUGUAGACAUCAAACAAUCUCACGAGAGCAAAAGUGUUCAGUGAAAGUGGAAAUGCAUGAGGCCUUGGUUCUGCUUAUCCUGAUAGAGGAGGGUUUCGCAUUGGCACAGAAAACUCAAGCUUUGCCUCAGAAUGUGGCUGUUGAGGAUAAGAAGCCCGCUCACUGUGGAACUUUGAUCCAGACAGCAAAUGGGGGAUCAUUCAGUUCCCCAAACUACCCCAACACCUACCCGCCAAACAAGGAGUGUGUGUACAUACUGGAGGCCCAUCCACGGAAGAGAAUCCAGCUCACUUUCAAUGACAUCUACUACAUCGAGCCGUCCUUCGAGUGCCGCUUUGAUAACAUUGAAAUCCGUGAUGGGCCGUUUGUUUUCUCUCCGUUGAUUAAUCGGUUCUGCGGAGAAAAGAGUCCAGGGAUUGUCACCUCCUCUGGACGCUUUAUGUGGAUCAGAUUUUCCAGUGACGAGGAGCUGGAAGGCAUGGGUUUCAGGGUGGAGUAUUCAUAUACUGCAGAUCCUGAUUUUCAUCUCCAUGUUGGAGGACUCUUGAAUCCCAUUCCAGACUGUCAGUUUGAAAUGUCUGGAUCAGAUGGUAUAAUCAGAUCUAGUCAAGUUGAGGAGGAAAACAAGGUAAAAUCAGGGGAAGCAUUGGAUUGUAUUUGGACCAUACGAGCUCCACCUAUGUCUAAGAUCUAUCUCCGCUUUCUGGACUAUCAGAUGGAGAACUCGAAUGAGUGUAAGAAAAACUUUGUUGCGAUCUAUGAAGGCAGUAAUGCCAUUGAAGAUUUAAAGGCCAAAUUCUGCAGCACUGUUGCCAAUGACAUCACACUUGACAAUACCGUGGGUGUUGUUCGAAUGUGGGCCGACGAGACCAGCAAACUGAGCCGGUUCCGGAUGCUCUUUACGGUCUUUGCUGAACCUCCAUGUUUGGCCAACACAUUUUUCUGUCACAGCAACAUGUGCAUCAACAAUACUCUGGUCUGUAAUGGUGUUCAGAACUGUGUGUUUCCCUGGGAUGAGAACAAUUGCAAAGAAAAGAAGUCUAAAAGUUUUUUCCAUCAAAUGAGUAAAACUCAUUGCAUUGUGAUUGGAGUGGCCACUGGUGUGGUCUUUCUUCUUCUCAUCAUAUCUGUAUUUAUACAGAUGAAGCAGCCGAGAAAGAAGGUUUUGAGCCGUAAAGGUCUAUUCAGUGCUGCAGAGAUGCAGGAGGUGCUGGAGCCACCUCAGUAUGAGCUGUUCUCCAUGCGGGAAGCUGAUCUCCCGGACGAGCUGUCGGACGAGCUGGAGAGUCUGCAGAAACUCCGCCGGUCCUCCAGUGUGUCCCGCUGCGUCCACGAGCAUCACUGUGGUGCUCCGAGCAGCGCUGCCUCCAUUGUUAUGGCCAACAGAGCGCAUCAUCUCUCGCAGGCCCCUGAGGAGCUGAGUACGGUCAUUGGGGCCAGAGGCUGGGGCAGUUUCCAUGGACGCAGGAGCAGCUCGCACUCGCAACCUUUCACGCACGAUCCGCGCUCACACGCUUACAGCGCACAGAGUCUGCACGAGGCAUUUGAAGAUGAAGAUCUGGGACUGGAGGGACGUGUAAUGGAAGAAAUUGGCUAUAAUGAUGUUUUCAACCGUGGACGCAAUGUCGUGAUGGUACGUAACCAUGCCAACCCUGUUCAGCAGCGUUCCCUCUCUAUGGACUUCUGAGUGGAAGGUCAGAAGUCAGCUGACACUUUCUUUUUUCUUUUGGUCCUGUUUAAAAAUACAGUAAUUUAAUACACUGCCCGGCCCAAAAAAAAAAGAUUUAAAUAGGCAAAUACUUAAGAGUCUAUGAAUGGAUCAUUACCGAUUUCUAGCAGGUUAUAUGAUUGGGAACAGUUCUUCUAACCCUAAUUGAUGGAGUGUGUAGCUUUUUAUUUCUUAAACAAUCAUGUAGGAAGAUAAUGGCCAUAUUCCAGGAUGACAGUGUCAAGGUUCAUCAGGCUCAAAUUGUGAAA